AUGUUGCCACAGAUAGCACCAUUCUGGAGUCGAAGGCUUAUAGGCCUGCUCCCAUUUUCGACUGCUUCAUUUGUCUGUAAGCAGCAGCGCUAUGCUCCUCAACGAGCCUUCUCCGCGCCGGCAGCGCGGCAGCCAGAAACACUAUCACCGGCAAUGCAGAGCAAGAUGUCACACGAAAGAAAUCAAUCUGCCUUGUACUAUGCUAUGAGCGUAAUUAUCGGAACAAUUGCUCUCGCAUAUGGGUCGGUUCCCAUGUACAAAAUGAUAUGCCAGCAAACCGGCUGGAAUGGUCAGCCCAUUCAAACCCUCCGCACAGAAAAAGACCCUGCCUCCCGCCUCAAACCAGUAACCUCUUCCCGCCGACUACGAAUUACCUUCAACGGAUCCGUGUCCGAUGUCUUGCCUUGGAAGUUCACACCCCAACAGCGGGAGGUAAGAGUUCUACCAGGUGAAACCGCGUUGGCAUUCUACACGGCAACGAAUAAGGGACCAAAUGAUAUCAUCGGGGUUGCCACGUACAGCGUGACUCCCGCACAGGUUUCGCCGUAUUUCAGCAAGAUCCAAUGCUUUUGCUUCGAGGAGCAACGACUUAGUGCGGGAGAAUCGGUUGAUAUGCCAGUGUUCUUUUUCAUCGACCCUGAUUUUGUCAAUGACCCUGCCAUGAGAUCAAUUGACACCAUUACCCUCUCGUACACCUUCUUUAAGGCUCGAUAUGAUUCAAAUGGGGUGCUGAAGCCAGAACCAGGGAUGGCGACUCCCUAG
Molecule: messenger RNA, 762 nt
Organism: Paracoccidioides brasiliensis Pb18
Exons: 4
Coding region: 1-762 (253 amino acids)
Cellular component (GO): mitochondrial inner membrane
Molecular function (GO): copper ion binding
Source: RefSeq, a predicted model, not a curated record